CAUCAUUUGAUGCUGGAGCGUGCCUGCCUGGAUAGGCUUAGCGCGCUUUCCACAUUAACCCUGCAUUUCCGCAAUAAACAUGAUUUGCUCGCUGACGCGACUCUUGCUGUCCUUAUAAACGUCGCACACCCCGCCAGCUUGCAUCGAUUUCCUUUGUUCAUCCAUUAUCGCUGUAAUCCAUCUACGUUCACAUCUCCCAAGUGCCUGCUAUCCACGAAUCCAACCUACUUAUCUCGCAACCUUUUCAAACUUCCAUAUUCAAAAUGACUGGCGGCAAAUCCGGUGGCAAGGCUUCGGGCUCCAAGUCCUCCGCGCAAUCUCGCUCCUCAAAGGCCGGUCUCGCAUUCCCAGUCGGUCGUGUUCACCGUCUGUUGCGAAAGGGCAAUUACGCCCAGCGUGUUGGUGCUGGUGCUCCCGUUUACCUCGCCGCUGUUCUUGAGUAUCUGGCAGCCGAAAUUCUCGAGUUGGCCGGUAACGCUGCCCGUGACAACAAGAAGACACGUAUCAUCCCGCGUCAUUUGCAACUCGCAAUUCGAAACGACGAGGAAUUGAACAAAUUGCUUGGUCACGUUACCAUUGCUCAGGGUGGUGUUUUGCCAAACAUCCAUGCAAAUCUUCUGCCAAAGAAGACAUCCAAGCCUGGCAAGGGCGCGUCGCAAGAGCUAUGAUCAUCGUCAUGAUAUCCUUUUGCUUGUUUACGGCGUCUGGUUGAAAUCAUGAGAUAAUGGGAUCUCGGGUGGGUUUGGGUUUUUUGGGAGCGUGGCAACGCAUUGAUACCACGCGUUUGAGUGUACAUUACGUCCAUAGAGCAUGGAUGGAAUAUCAUGAACUUGCACAUUAUUUUGAAAUACGCGAUUAAGUGUGAUUCUUCGGAUUUCCAUUAGAAGAGAAAUGUCGGUUUAGCUGAAGCUAUCCCGGCGUGAUGAAGAGUUGUAUGUGGUACACUAGCGGAAUGACAUGAACUCUGCUCCCAUUUUGCACUGUGAUCUGAUGAUGGUCUCAAUUCUGCACCGUUGUGCCCAUGUAUCAUUCGGUUAUACUUGUAUCACGCUAUUUCACCAAACAGCAUUCACAAAUCCAUCUUCGGCGGAGCUAGUUAAAGUAA
This is a messenger RNA of Verruconis gallopava, 1105 nucleotides long. Its product is annotated as histone H2A. The transcript is spliced from 4 exons. Gene Ontology annotation, molecular function: DNA binding; structural constituent of chromatin; protein heterodimerization activity. Bases 264 to 668 code for a protein of 134 amino acids. Lineage: Eukaryota; Fungi; Ascomycota; Dothideomycetes; Venturiales; Sympoventuriaceae. The record is from RefSeq and is a predicted model, not a curated record. Gene Ontology annotation, cellular component: nucleosome.